Messenger RNA from Esox lucius (northern pike), 9165 nucleotides. It is a transcript of the gene nova1, whose product is annotated as NOVA alternative splicing regulator 1. The transcript has 4 exons. Bases 524 to 2011 code for a protein of 495 amino acids. The record is from RefSeq and is a predicted model, not a curated record. Gene Ontology annotation, biological process: mRNA splicing, via spliceosome; regulation of alternative mRNA splicing, via spliceosome. Gene Ontology annotation, molecular function: mRNA binding. NCBI's taxonomy places the organism in Eukaryota, Metazoa, Chordata, Actinopteri, Esociformes, Esocidae. Gene Ontology annotation, cellular component: cytoplasm; nucleus.
GCAGUCGAACUGCCAUCCACUUAUAGUCUUACAGGUUUAUCCCAGAAGAUGUCGUGAAGAUGACUUAAAAGUAUAUUUCUUUCCGAGAUAUUUUGCGAAUAUCUUCCAGCUGUUUGACCUUUUUGAUAGGCUAGUUCAUGUCUCUGCUGACUUACGGCAUCAUUUUAAGUCACAUCGAUGGACUAUUGCGUAUUAUUCUCAGGCAAUAGGCCACAAAGAACACAAAGCUUUUGACGUGAUAGGAGCGCGCUAAUGAAUGCAUUUCACUCAAUGGAUUUUUAUAUUUAGCUUUCGGUGACGCUCAUAUCAGCCAACUGCAAGCGGAGUCGAGAAGAACAAGCAGGACCGAAUGCGCUGUGUUGCUUGUCAUUUUGGUGCUCUCAAAAAGAAUAACGUGAAGACGUUUAAGUCCAAACGGAAAAACUUUGAUUAUUUUGUGAGAACUCCCUUCUAUAGGUCUACAUGUAAUGUUGUGAAGGCGCUGUGGAAUAACGUAAAUUAGGUACAAACUGACAGUCGGAAAAUGAUGGCCGGUGGAGCAGUUGAACAAAAUGGGAUUUUCUUGAAUCCUCUUCACAGUCAACAGACCCACAUGGAGUCGGAUCCCCCCGACUCACGUAAACGACCACUAACUCCGACGGAGGAGGACUGCUGUACCAAGCGCACGAACACGGGAGAGGAGGGUGAGUACUUCCUGAAGGUGCUGAUCCCCAGCUAUGCAGCCGGCUCUAUAAUUGGCAAGGGUGGCCAGACCAUCGUACAGCUACAGAAAGAGACGGGCGCCACAAUCAAGCUUUCCAAAUCCAAAGACUUCUACCCAGGAACCACAGAGCGUGUGUGUCUGGUACAGGGUACGGUCGAGGCUCUGAACGGCGUCCAUAACUUCAUCGCCGAGAAGGUCCGCGAGAUGCCUCAGAGCGCCCAGAAGACAGAGCCCGUCAGCAUACUGCAGCCACAGACCACGGUCAACCCCGACCGAGUCAAACAGGCUAAGCUGAUCGUGCCCAACAGCACGGCUGGGCUCAUCAUUGGGAAGGGGGGGGCCACGGUCAAGGCGGUGAUGGAGCAGUCUGGUGCCUGGGUGCAGCUGUCCCAGAAGCCCGAAGGCAUCAACCUGCAGGAGCGCGUGGUGACCAUCAGCGGGGAGCCCGAGCAGAACCGCAAAGCCGUGGAGAUCAUCGUGCAGAAGAUCCAGGAGGACCCUCAGAGCAGCAGCUGCCUCAACAUCAGCUACUCCAACAUCUCGGGCCCUGUGGCCAACUCCAACCCCACCGGUUCCCCUUACGCAAACUCUGCCGAGGUCCUCCCCAAUGCCGCCGCCGCCGCCGCCGCCACCGCCUCCAGCCUCCUGGGCCAGGCCGGCCUGGCGGGAAUGGGUGGGUUCCCGGGCACCAUAUCCAGCUUCUCUGGCAACGACUUGCUGGCCAUCACCUCUGCCCUCAACACCCUGGCCAGCUACGGCUACAACACCAACACCCUGGGCCUGGGCCUCAACCCCGCCGCCGCCUCCGGGGUCCUGGCCGCUGUGGCCGCUAGCGCUAACCCGGCAGCCGCCGCCGCCGCCAACCUUCUGGCCUCCUACGCCAGCGAUGCCUCCGGCGGCUCUGGCCAUCCCGCAGCCGGCUUGGGGGGCUUCUCGCUGGGCUCGCUGGCCGCCGCGACGGGGGCCUCCAACGGCUAUUUGAACGCCUCCUCUACGCUGAUGGCCUCCUCGAUGCUGGCCACAGAGAAGCUGGGUGACGGGGCCAAGGACGUGGUGGAGAUUGCCGUGCCUGAGAACCUGGUGGGCGCCAUCCUGGGGAAAGGCGGGAAAACCCUGGUAGAGUACCAGGAGCUGACAGGCGCCCGCAUCCAGAUCUCCAAAAAGGGAGAGUUCAUCCCCGGCACCCGGAACCGUAAAGUUACCAUAACCGGGUCGCCGGCAGCUACACAGGCAGCCCAGUAUCUGAUCAGCCAGCGGAUCACAUAUGAGCAGGGUGUGCGUGCCACCAACCCCCAGAAGGUGGGCUAAACGGAGAAAAAGAUGACAUAAAGGAUGGAGACAGAGAACAGACAGGGAAUGGAGGGUCACGGAGAGGGAAACAACGUCCAAAUAUCUGUUAAAUAUUUCAGUAUUAAAAAGAGAAGAUCACAGAGGAGAAGCCGGAGAGAAAAACAAGAUAAGUGUGAUGUGAUUGUGUUUUUAGGACCGAGGUCCUGAUGUUUUUUAAAAGUUGUGUCAAGUCCUUUUGAUGACGGUGAUCAGAGUAAAGCUGAACUGGUCCACUGCCAAGCUGCAGAUCCAGGGGUGAGUCCACAUGAUUUCAGCCCCCUUCAAAAACCUCAUAGCUUUCGCUCUCUUCCGUUUUUCUCUUAUUUGGUUUUUCAGCUUCGGUUGCAGACCUCCGCUCCCGGUGAGUUGAGAGUCAGUUGAGAUUCCAGACGAGCUAAAAGAGCAACGAUAGCUGUUUGCUCAUGCCUUUUUCCUUUGACCUUAGCCUUGCUCGGUGUCAACAAAGCAAACGGCCUUGUCUUCAUGAGAGAGGUUAAGUGACGAGCACCUGAGGUCGUCCAAAACUAUUAGGCAGCCAUUUUAAUCUAAAUUCUUAAUGGAGCUCACAAUAUUAAUCACUGUAUAAUUUUAAUCAGAUUUGAGGUUUUUACAAUUUGGUUUUUUAUCCUUUUUAUUUUCAUCAACUAUUUAUUGAAAUAUGGUCUCAUUCAAACACGUGUAGAUUAUUUAAACCUGUGAAUUCGGGUUGACAUGAAUGUAAAGACAGUAUUAUAGUUAUUUUGUUAUUAACAAAGAUCAAAUGUUGAGUUGCAGUGACAGAUAUGUAUAGUUUAAACCCAGAACUGCACAGUAACUAUAUGAGUGUAGAUCAGGGGUCAAAUGUUCAAUUUGAGAGGGUAGGGGAGGCACAGGAAUGUACACACACACACACACACACACGUUCAUAUAUGUAUACCGCCACCCACAUACUCACCACUUUUGGUGCUACAAAAACAUAACUUCAGAUAGGCCUUUAUCUCCUUUAUCACCUAAUUUGAAAGUCCCUUUGAAGGUUGCUCUCCCUCUAUGUGAUUGUAAGAUGCCAGGCAUUAUCCACUCCUCUGUAGUUUACGGUAUCUAGUUCUGCCUUCAUGUGAGCAAAGGAGAACAGGAUUCUAUUCUAUUCUAUCAGUUAAUACUUUACUCCACUAAAUCACAGUUCUCCUUUAGCUGCUGUAGAGAACAGUUUCUUGUGCCACAGUUUAGAUCGGAAUAACAUAGUUACUGGUUUAAAACCAAUCUUUUUUCCCCCUAUUGUCAUGAAUUGGCCCUGUAUUUUCAGUUUGCCACCUGAUGUUAUGCCUUGGGACAUAAUUAAAUCCCUCAGCACUAUAGCAAACCCGAUGUAUCUUACAUUACCUUUUACAUUGAAGAAACAUCUAACUGGAAGAAUCCUCAAGGGAAUGAAGCACUACAAAGCAGCUUUGUUAAAAAAAGCAGUAUUGAACCUUAUCUGCGAGUGAGGAGAUGAUUGCUUUACAUCCAGGGUGGCUAGAGACAUCUACGGAGACACUAAUGAGAAAUAAAUGGAGUCACUAUGAAACACAUUUGGACUGAAACACAUUUGGAGUUUUCUGUGAACCAUUACUCACAAUCAGUCAAUACCAAUAUGGAGUCAAGUGUUUAUGAAGUUGGUCAGGCCAACCUGUUAUCUUACCUAAAGUAGUUAUAAAUGCUAGCUUAAACUGGCCGUAGUGCAUAAUAUGUUGCCGAAACCCUUCGCUUACAUUCUGUAAGGUUGCAGGUUCUUCUGGAGCAUUAGGAAACACAGAUUUCCCUUGCUUUGCGUCUGCGCUGCUAUCCAUUGGUUUUCAUCCGAGUACACUGGGUCUCUUAUGACUGCACUGUGAGACACAACCAAGACACAGAAUGUGUCCGUCCCUUCUUUGAGCCAAGUGUUAUUGGCUCGUGUUUUGAUGUACAUAUCCAAGAAAUAGGCGUACUGCUGGAGCACAUGCAUUGCAUGUAGUAGAGCAAAACCAGCUGAGCCGAGUGAUAAGAAGCAUCUCACCGGGACAUCCACGACGUGGUGUCCUGAAGAUGUUUUGGUUUACCAAUAACAUUGCACAGCAGAGAGCUGCUACACGUUCAUAUUCGAUGGGAGUCUCUUCUACUGAUCAGUCCAGAGUCAUCGGUCAACCAUGUUGUCUUUUAGUAACUCCAAUGACUCACAUUGAUUUUCCUGCACAGCAGUCCCAGAAUACAUUUCACAUGUUUCUCCAUAGCCUUAUGCACCCAAAGCUCUGUGACUGACUUCCGAUAACACAAGGACGAAGGGAUGGCACCAGUGGUGUUGUGUGGGUUAAAAACGCAUGUCACUGCUGCCUACCCGCCGUUUUAACAGCAGCACUCCGCAUUAUGAGUGAAUUGACCAGGCCCCUCCUCCAACCAACUCAGCAGUUAUUCUAAGGAAUGUCUGCCGUACCUCGACCCCACCUUGCUAUCUACUUUGUGUUUGAGCGUUCUGCAUGGCAUUGCACCAGCCUCGAGCCCCAUUACCUUGACUCACUGAAUACACAUUUCCCUUUCACUGUAUUUCUGAAGGGAUGUGCUAUGACGAAUAACAGCACUCAUUGGAACCUUCAUGUUUUUGCCCUAACCUCCCGACAUUUUAUCACUGAAUUAAAAUAGAAGCACAAAUCUAUGGUGAAUUUAAUAAUAUAAGCAAUGCAACUAGACUUGGUUAAGAGAGAGACUACUUUAGAGCUAUCUGAUCUAUACAUUGCAACUCCUCUCUCUCUGUCUCUCUGUCUCUCUCUCACGCUUUCUCACUCUCUCUCUCUUUGGUCAUCACUUUUCCUUCUCUUUCUUUAGACAUUUACCCCACCCAUAUGCCCCCUUUUCGUCUAAUUCAGAAAACACCUAUAUCCAGAUUCCCUUCUCUCUCUUCUCCCCUCUCUCACCUUCCUCCUGUCUUGUCUACUCUUAGGCUCUGACGUCUGGGGUUGCAGGGAGUGCCGAAGUGAUUGAUAGGAGUUAUGCACUAUAGGUCAUAAGGGUAUGCAAAUAUUUUCACAGCCCAGUGGAAAUGCACAGAUAACACCUGCCUCCAAACUGUGAAACCCGACAAAACUAACCAGCAACAUUGGUUCAAACUACGGUUUCAAAUUCCCCACUAAAGGAAGAACAAGUAGGAUUUACACAGGCCUACACCGUGAUCUAUUACCUUUUAAGGGAAGGGUUAUGUGUUUUGGUUGAAUGAGCAAAUGUUUGCUGGUUGACCAAACAGAGCAUCUAUUCAGCCUCCUAACUAAAGAAAGCAUAAGUAAAUGAGAGAAAGUUGGGAACUUGUCUGUGACCUCAUGCUGAAACGGUGACAUCCUUUAUGCAUAUCCUCUUAUCUGAAAAAUGACUAGAAAUUCAUUUCUGUGGAAAAUGUCAUGUCAACAUGAUCUAUAUGUACUUUAUUGUAGCUAUUCUAGUUUGUAGUCCAAAUGCAGUCCAGCGUUGUCGAUACAAUGUGAAACUCUAUGUUAUCUUUGUGUGGAUGAUGAUGAGUGCCAACUAAGCCUGAUUAAGAUUAGCUUCGCGAUUUGUUUGUGCAUUACGAUGACUCAUCAUCGACAGGUGGCGUCCUUAUUUCUGUCAUUGAUGAUUUAGUUUGACCGUAACAAAAAUGUAAAGAAUAUUGGAAGCAAUAUAGUAGCAUGUUGUCCUGUUUUGUGUUUUUGUUCUGUCUGUUGUAUGAACCUUUGGAAUUACUAAGAUUUUGAAUGAAUAGGUUUCCAUGUACUUUUUGUAAGUUAAUGAAAUGCUGCUAUUUGAUAAGUGAAAUAUACAAAAUAUUUUAGUUGAAAAAUAUGUCUGGUCUGUUGAUUAGAAACCUGAUCUAAAAGACGGGCAUAAAACGAGGUGUAUAGAAUACUAUACAGUAUUGGUAAGAUAGUAACAUUAAUAAUAGACUAUAGUACAACAUGUGCCAAACUAGACCUCUGCAGCUUCUGAAAUUGUAGAUGUGCGAUCCAAUGUUAGAUAUUAAUAACUUGUUUUAGAAGUGCUGAUCAAGUGCCAAUCAAACAAUGUUUUUAAGUUAAGAAAAGAUAAUCAAAUACAUAACUUAAGAAAACAAAGGACGAAAAACUAUUUUGUGCAUUGUUUUACCCCAUAGCUACAUAGAAUAAGAGCUAAAGAUUGUGAUUUUUAUGGAUCCAUGUUGUUUUACACUCCAUGCAUCCCCUGUGUGUUCGUUUGACCUGUGGCUUAAGCACUGCUGUUUUUCACAAAUGUCUCUAUAGGCCAGCAUGGACUAAGCAUAACAUGUUAUAAGCAUUCAUAACAUAGCCAUUAACGAUCAGACAAAAUGUGUUUCGUGGAGUUAGGUGUUAUCUUUUUGCACGUCUUCUAUUGCAUGGUAUCAAAGUGAAUUAUCGAGGGAAAAAAUAAACAGAAAAAAAAAUAGCAAGGUGUUCUCGUAACAUUCAAAUACAUAACGUUGCAUGCAGUCAGUUGUAGAGCACUUAAGUUAAUACCGCCUCAUUUAAAAAGUUUUUUAUUUUCAAAAGUUGGGAAGCAGCCCAUUAUUGUCAUGUUGGCCCAAAUACAAUACAUCUCAGAUCAACUUCUCAUACACUGAGUCCAUGUCUUUAUCACAGCCUCGGUUUUGUUUUCUUAAGGUACCAUGAGGAGUAUUACAAAUGUGAAACAAGCAAACGCGAAAAUGUUAUUCAGUGUUAUUCUUGUGUUUUGCUUUCUAGAAUACCAGGCAUGCAUUUUUUUAUAUCAGGUUAAACCUCAGUAAAACCUGUGUGAUAUUUUUUAAGAUUUUUUAUACCACAGCUUAAAAGGCCAGAUCUAAUCUAUGAAUGUACUCCCAUUUGCAAUUUUUUUCUGUUAAAUGUUUAUCAGUCUUUUAAUGUGAAUUCAGGGCUGGAAUGUCAACUACAUGUAGAUUUAACACACAGUAUUAUGUCAAAACCAGUUUCAGCUAUAGUCAGGUAGGCCAGACAUGGCCACAGUCAUAACCCAGAUAUUUUUUGAUCAACACUUCCAAUUCGCUGUCAACAUUAUCCUGUUUGUUUGGUGUUGCAUAAAUGCACUUUACUGAUCAAUGGGGUCAUACCUUUUUACAAAUGACAUCUCCUAUUAUUGGAUGUGAAACAAAGCAAACCAUGUUAACUUACACUUGCUUUUGUCAUUCUUUGCUGUUGCUCUGAUGUUAUUGUUAAUUUUUUUUUCUCUUAACGUUUUGGGUCUCUCAUGAAUGAUGAGAGGGGUUUGUGUAUCAGACUAUUUUGAAAAGGUGGCACGUGAGUCCUCCCAAUAUGGCUUGUCCAUUCCCUAGCAAAGAUUUUUUUAAAUUGCAGUGAGCAAAUUUCUCUUUAAAUGAGGGAGAGGGUACUUAGAUUGGAAGCACUCCAUCUUGUCAUGUUGCAUUCUGCUGCCUUGAUAUCAGGAGGGUGGGAGUAUUUUUAUGAAAAUGUAGGCAUUGAAAGCACGGUAAACCUCAUAUAAUGUCUCAAUGUGGUGUUAUCAGAGUCCUCAUUUGUUACUUCACAGAAUGCAAACCCAUGGUCUCACUGAUAUCAUUUUCAAAUCGGAGACAAAUAGCACCAGCAGAAUUAGAUUGCCUCGGUCAUACUGCUGUCCGUGACAGUGAUUUGACGACUCAACCUGUUAGAACCCUGUGUAAUUUAAAACAGUGUUGGAAAACUACUUUGCCACAUGCAUGACUCUCUGUCAAUUCCUUCUGCCAUACACUGCUACUACCCCCCCACCAAAUGUUCGAACCCCUCCACUACUGAGUGCCAAACUUAGUCAACACCAUUCCACACCUAAUUAGUUUUUCUCCAAAUGUAAUCUGGACAUUCAUCUAUCCCCCAAGGAUCUUCCUUAGGAGGAUUCCAUUAAACGUAGAUGAUUUAGGCUGCGUGCCCCUUCCUUUCCCCUCUAGCUAUUAUCUUUUCAGCCUAUUUGACAUUACGAUUAUUUGUGCUGUUGUGUUGAGCACUUGUCAUUGUAUUCUUACUUUGAAUGGAAAAUAAUGCUGAUCCCAUUCCUCUCAAUAAUGGGAGGAAGGAAGGAUUUCUACCAACUGGCCAUUUUAUCUUUGACCCUCCAAUUAACUUAGUUGACCUUAUCCAUCCUUUUACGUGCUCACCUGUUUGUUUGGAUUUUUUUCACCCCAGGGUUAUUUCCAAACUUUGCUCAGACUACAACUGUAUGAAUUUUCCUUUAGAUUUUUCUGUGUUUCUUCAUUUUCCUGUCAUCCGGACAAUUCUGCAGGGUAGAACGCCAACUGAAAUGUUGAUUAAAAAAAGCAUGAAGAUGCCCUGCACCUCUUUUUAGCGCCAUUGUAAAUAUUAUUUUGUGUUUUGUUUUUUAAAUCUUUUUGGUUUUCAUCUCAACAAAUGGACUGUCAGCAUAAGUAAAAUGUUAGCUGAUACUAAGACAAUUGGAAUGAUUCUAGUGUCUCUAUAUUGAGAUCUAGAAAAUACUAUUUGAUAGUCCAGGCCUAAUUUGUACUUUCACACUUUCACAUCAUGAAGCAUUUGCUUGGAUGCCUUCACAUAGAUACACUCUCAAUCUUAAUGAUAAAAGGGCAGCCCUAUCUUUCCUUGUGCCAUUUUAGUGAAGUACGGGUGAGAGUAUUUAUUGACAUAUUUGCAUAUGAGUGCCAAAUAAAUCGCAACUGAGCCAAAAGCCAGCAAGCCGACAUUGAAAUUGUGGCUAGCACUGGGACGGUUCACUUUCCAAUCCCAUUACCCUCCCAAAAACAUUACAUUGUUUUACAUUGACUUAACAUGCCAAUAUUUUCUAUGCUGCCAGUCUAUUUACUGCUUUCCUCAGUGAAAUGUCUUCGAAGCAGUUCCUUGUAUAACAAUAAACUGUUGAUCAAUGACAACAGAAAUUAUGAAGAGAGAAUGAAAGGAUUUUAAAGUGUAAUUUUUGUGAACUUUUUUUAAAUUGUUAUCAGUUUAUCUGAACAUCAUUCAUUAAUAGAUUUAAGGGUAAUGACUAUUUAAUGUAACUGUAGUAUUGUGUUUGUAAAAAAAAUCAGUGAGUUGUGUUUUAUGACUCGUGGACUACCAGUGAAGUCAGCAUUUCAGUGUUAAUAUAUUGAAUUGUUUUUUAAAGAUUAUUUUUGCGACGGCAACAGCAACAAAGAGUCAUUAUAAAUGUUCAUUUUAGCAUCA